AUGAUACGGUUUAAAUUGCCGCAAUUUAUAUCUUUGAUAUCAUUAUUAUUAUUGGUAGUCUUGGUACUUGUGGUGAAUGGCGCACCACCAACCAUCAAUAUGGCAGCCAAUGUGUUUAUCGGAUACAAAGGUGCUGUUAAGGUUUACACUGUUACUGCCGACACUGUAUCAGUGUACUCUGUCAUUGUUUCAAACCCUCCCAUUUCUCAUCCUCCCGUCGAUUUAGUUCCUCCCGUUGCUAGUGGAUCACAACUAACGAUCACAUUCCCAGCACUGCCUGGUGAUAUACCUGCACCUGGUACUAUAGAUGCUACUCUAAUCAUUUUCAAUGCUGCUGCUGAGAAAACAACUAUUGCAUUUAAAUAUUAUGCACCAAAGAUUACUACAAUAUCACCAACUGGUGGAUUCAAAAGUGGAGGUACUAUCAUAACGAUCACAGGAUAUAAUCUCUACUUUGCAGGACUACUCACAACUAUUACUCUUGGUGGUGUUCCAUGUACCGUCGUUAAUGUUCCUACUGCUGCAUCAAUUCAAUGUACUACACCUUCUUUAAUUGGUAUAUCUUCAACAUUUGUUAAAUUACACUUGGAGGUUGAUGGUCUUCCUGCUACCACUGCAGCUCCUGAAUUUCUAAAUUAUGAUUUAAUGGAACCUCAAAUAGAAGAUUUUGAACCAAAAUUUGGAAAGGCUAUAGGAGGUGACUUGUUGAUGAUUACACUCAAUGAUAAUCCUGAUCCCCUUCCACUACUUCCAACAUCUAUUAUGAUUGGUACUGCUCAAUGUACUAGUAUAAAUAGACCCUCUCGACUGGUACUCACUUGUCUAACACCCACCAUUUCAGACCCAUCCCAACUAUCAUUCAAAAUCACAAUCAACUUUAACACAUUUGUAAUUACAUCUUCAUCAACUUUUAAUUAUCUUUAUCCAACAAUCACAUCAAUUCAACCUGAAAGUGGAUGGGCAGGAGGAGGAAAAGAUAUUAUAUUUAGUGGUGACAAUUUAUUUGCAGCAACCUCUAUCAUUGCCAAUAUUGGAGAUGAACUAUGUACCGGAUGUACUGUCAUCACUGAUAAUACUGUUAUUCCAGUAUCUUACAAGAUUAAGUGUACUACUCCCGUUCGUAUUGCUCCAUACAAUCUUGUAUUAUCAAAGAUUGUAACACUCAAACUCAACAAUCUUGAAGUAUUAUACCCUCCAACUCCUUUGAAAUAUACUUUUAUUCAACAUUCAAUCAAAAAGAUAACACCAGAAAGAGGAUCACCCGGUAGUACAAUAACAAUAACAGGAACCAAUAUUAAAGAUGGAGUUGUUAAAAUCAAUAGUUUAUUAUGUCCAACAACUGCCUAUGUUGCUUUAGCGUACACUGACGAGAUCAAAUGUACCGUUCCAACACUAUUUGGAGUAAAUGAUGUUGAUGUCAAUGUUGUUAUCUUUGUUGAUAAUAACCCUUCAAUUCUUUCAUUACCUUUUGGUGUAACAACCCUUCCUAAAUUCAGAUAUUAUAAACCAAUCAUUUCAAAUACAGAACCUUUACUAUCAUACACCAAAGGAACAUUUGUAGUGACUAUUCAAGGACAAGCUUUCUAUGAUAUCACUCAAGUCAAAUAUGGUGAUACUGUACUUGACUCAACCAAAUUCAAUGUGAUUGAUAACAACAAAAUCUAUCUUCAUGUGUUUAAUGACCUUCCAACAAUAGCUCAUCUUCCAAUAACCCUCACUACAACAUUUGGUGAUUAUUCAAAAGUUGGUUUUGGUGUUCAAUUUGUAGAACCUUCCAUUUUGACAAUGGAUACUACAAGAGGAAUAGCAUCAGGAGGUACAAUAGUAAAUAUUCAGUUGGAUGGAGUUGUUGAAGGAAGUUCAUUUGAAAUUAAAAUAGGUGAUAGAUUAUGUCAACCAACUAUGGUUGCACCUGCACCUGUAUUUGGAUCGAUUCAAUGUAUCAUUCCACCUUCAAAGUUUGAAGAACCUGAACUCGAUGGAACAGUCAGUGAAGAUAUUUCUAUUAUUGUCGGUUUAUUGGGUUCAACAUUGCCAUUAACCUCAUCACCAUCUUCACAAACCUACACCACCACUUUAAAAUACACCUAUGAAGGACCAUUGAUUAAUAACAUCACACCUGCCAAGUUAUCAAAGAGUGGUGGUCAAGUUACGAUUCAUGGUACCAAUCUAGUCAAUCCCACCAAAGUUACAAUUGGCACUGACAAUUGUAUGAUCAGUACCACACCGACUCCACCAACUCCAACACUAAUCAUUUGUACUCUACCACCAACCUUUUUAUCAGGUUUACUAAAUACCAAUGUUAUGCUUUCAUCUGGUCUUUUAGCAAAUAAGAUACAAAUUAAUAUCGAUGCAAAUUUACCAACCAUAUUGAGUAUUUCACCAAAACAAGGACAGAAAUCAGUAAAUACUAAAUUGGAUGGUAGUUUUAUGCUUAUAACCAUUAAUGGUAUCAAUCUUGGGACAACAACCACAACAACAUCAAUCAAGAUUGGGACGGAAACAUGUGUCUUGGGAAGAACAGGAACAAUUGUUACACCAACCCAAAUUAUAUGUUGGAAACCAAUCAGUACUGUAUCAGGACCAGCCAAAGUUGUUGUUAAAGUGAACGGUAUCGAUUCUAUUGAUGAGGUGUACUACCGACAGAAUGGUCUGUCAUGCUUUGGACAACCAGAGGCAGAUGGAUCAAACUCACCAGUCGACUGGUUCUUUAUCAAGAAAUUCACACACACCAAAGUAAGCGGUUUCAACACCAACAAGGCAUACAUGUACACUGAUUCAUCGGUCAAAGACAAAACAAUGGAAUUUAAAACUGACUUGGAAUUUGUAAACGGACCAUUAUCAUUAACCUAUCACCAAUGGUUGCAAGAUACACAAUACGGUUACAUGUUUUUUAAUGAUCAGACUGAUGGACCAACUAGUGCAUCUUCUGAUUAUGGACAUGUUAAAGGAAUGCUGUUUUGGGAGUUUUCUCCAGAUGGUAGUCGUUUAGAAUCGGGUAUACAUAUAAUGCAUUCACAACCACACUUUCCAGUUUUCGUUGAUGUACGUGGCACUCCAACCAAGCCAGCACACACCACCUAUGCUACAUCGGAGCAACCAUUCUCUGCAGAUACCUUGUGGGCUGGAGACAGCAGUACUAUGGGACAACAUUUCUUUUGUUACAAACUCGAUGCUGCAGGUGUUGACAGAGUAGCCGAAUACUUUAUUAAAAACCACGCCUUUCCCGUUGGUCGACCAAGUAUUUUUGGAGCACCUCUCGUCACACCCCUCUACCAUGGAGCAUACCUCACAACCACCACAUGGCUCAAAGAAUUAAUUAUCCUUACAACUCCUGCUCCAGCAAGAAAUGCAAAUUAUGGUCUUGCAAAAAUGGAUGAAUUUGCUGAUAUUUGUCAAAAUAAUAUUAAUCAAGUUGAUUUAGGUAAUAUUUGUUAUUGGGUAGUUAAUGCAGUUGUUCCUGGGUUUGGUACAGCUCAUUAUUUUGAAAAGACAAAUGUGAUUACAAGUCCUGCACCUGUUGCAGUGACAUUUGGUAUUCCUGUCGACCCAGCACGUGUACCUCCAUUUUUUGGCGGACCAGGAGAAUCAAGAUUAAUUGUUGCUAAUAGACCGAGACCACUUGCUGCCGUAAGGACUCCAGAAAAGUUGGUUCAAGAUGGUCUCGAUGCCUGGGAGGUAAUGGUCAAUUACUACAAAAGAAGUUUCUUUGUAUCAACUUGGCUUAAAGGUCCACCAACUCUUUUCCCAGUACCCGGUAUUUAUAAUGUUCAUGUAACUCAAAUUCCUUUACCAACUGAUACAUUGGGAAAGAGAGGAUAUGCAUAUUUUAGAAAUAACGAUCAUUCCAAACUUGCAUUCAACUUGGAACCAAAGAUUGGAGCAGGUGCACUGAACCAAGGUGAAAAUAUGUUUUGUUUUGGUGAUACUAAUCGUCACUUGAAUCAACCAAAAAGAGGUGGUGGUAUGUUGUGUAUUCAAUCACCUGAACUUGUUUAUCAAUUCAAUCGUUUUGUUUCCAGAUAUGGAUCAGUCGUAUGUAUUCAUUAUUUAAAUUAA
Cavenderia fasciculata is the source of this 4059-nucleotide messenger RNA. RefSeq lists its product as uncharacterized. The transcript is spliced from 9 exons. Gene Ontology annotation, biological process: apoptotic DNA fragmentation. The record is from RefSeq and is a predicted model, not a curated record. Gene Ontology annotation, molecular function: deoxyribonuclease II activity. NCBI's taxonomy places the organism in Eukaryota, Evosea, Eumycetozoa, Acytosteliales, Cavenderiaceae. The coding region runs from base 1 to 4059 and encodes 1352 amino acids.